CUACUCGAGCACAGUUAUCGCGAGUCUCUCUCUCUCUCUCUCUCUCUCUCUCUCUCUUCGCCUUUGAAGCACAGAAAGUCUCUUCAAUGGCUUCUCUACUGAACACAGUCUCAUCCAUACGAUUAUCGAAUGCCAAGACUAAUCGACUUCGAACUCGAACUGUUCCACCUCCAAUUUCUCUUUCUCUCACUCGUCGGAGAUUGACGGUGAGAGCGACGGAGACUGAUGCGAAUGAAGCAGUCAAAGCUGAGGCACCAGAUAAGGCACCUGUGGCAAGUGGUUCGAGUUUCAAUCAGCUUCUGGGUAUCAAAGGAGCCAAGCAAGAGACGGAUAAAUGGAAGAUUCGUCUUCAGCUUACAAAACCUGUUACUUGGCCUCCAUUGGUUUGGGGAGUGGUUUGUGGAGCUGCUGCUUCUGGAAACUUCCAUUGGACUUUGGAUGAUGUUGCCAAAUCAAUUGUUUGUAUGCUAAUGUCUGGCCCCUGUCUUACAGGCUAUACACAGACACUCAAUGAUUGGUAUGAUAGAGAGAUUGAUGCUAUUAAUGAACCUUAUCGGCCUAUUCCUUCAGGAGCAAUAUCUGAGAAUGAGGUAAUUACCCAAAUCUGGGUGCUGCUUUUAGGAGGCCUUGGUUUGGCUGGUUUAUUGGAUGUGUGGGCAGGGCAUGACUUCCCUACAAUAUUUUACCUUGCUAUAGGUGGAUCCCUGCUAUCUUAUAUAUACUCAGCUCCACCUUUAAAGCUCAAACAGAAUGGAUGGCUUGGUAAUUUUGCUCUAGGAGCAAGCUAUAUUAGUUUGCCAUGGUGGGCUGGUCAAGCUUUGUUUGGAACCCUUACACCUGACAUAAUUGUUCUCACACUCUUGUACAGCAUAGCUGGGCUGGGCAUUGCCAUCGUAAAUGACUUUAAAAGUGUUGAAGGAGACAGAGCACUUGGACUUCAGUCACUUCCUGUGGCUUUUGGUUCGGAGACUGCUAAAUGGAUUUGCGUUGGAGCUAUUGAUGUUACUCAGCUAUCUGUGGCUGGUUAUCUUCUAGGGGCUGGUAAACCGUUUUACGCCCUAGCCCUUCUUGGUUUAAUACUUCCACAAGUCUUUUUCCAGUUCAAGUACUUCCUCAAAGACCCGGUCAAAUACGAUGUCAAAUACCAGGCUAGUGCCCAACCAUUUCUUAUACUUGGCCUUUUGGUGACUGCUUUGGCAACUAGCCAUUGAUCAUCACAAGUAUACCGUGCCGAAGCCAAAAGAAGAGAAUACUAAAAAUGUGCAGCAACAAUUGACAGGCCGACAAACAGCUUCUGCCACACAUUUUAAGGUUAGACCAAAGUUUUCCCCCAUCCCAUUUCAUGAUGUUCAACACAAGUUCAACCUAGGCAGGUCACCUCUUUUUUUCCUUCUUUCUACGAGUGUUAAACUAAAAAGUGAACUUGAUUGUUGUAAAAAGUUCAUUUGUGAGUCAGAAUUUGUAUUUUUGCUUACUGUAUUCUAUUUCAAUUAAAAAUUGAAAGACUCCUCUUGUUAACUAGGUUACGUUAUUAGUAACAAUUUUUUAAGACA
Molecule: messenger RNA, 1553 nt
Organism: Camellia sinensis
Lineage: Eukaryota; Viridiplantae; Streptophyta; Magnoliopsida; Ericales; Theaceae
Gene: G4
Product: UbiA prenyltransferase family protein
Biological process (GO): chlorophyll biosynthetic process
Cellular component (GO): membrane
Molecular function (GO): chlorophyll synthetase activity
Source: RefSeq, a predicted model, not a curated record